Molecule: messenger RNA, 1815 nt
Organism: Scedosporium apiospermum
Lineage: Eukaryota; Fungi; Ascomycota; Sordariomycetes; Microascales; Microascaceae
Exons: 3
Coding region: 1-1815 (604 amino acids)
Molecular function (GO): protein binding
Source: RefSeq, a predicted model, not a curated record
AUGGUUCCCAAUCAACGAACCGGUGGCUUCGUGCCAUCCUACGUACACAAAACCAUCUCAAAGAGCAACGCCGUCUCCCCCGAGGCCCAGAAGUCCGCCGCCGCCACGCUUCAAUUCGACCAGGCCCGAGUUGCUACCGGUGGAGCGCAGGACCCUCAACGAGGCAACCAGAACUGGAACGCUGAACAGGACGCUGCUGCUGCGCCCGAGCGGGAGGGAAACACUGCUGGAGAUGACCAGGCGAGCAAUGAGAGCAAUGAUAGAAAGGGCGGAAACCUCCCUGCGGAACUCCUCACAGCCAUUGUGAGCCAAGUUGAUUCCCGUUCAGAUCUUCUGAGUCUCAAAAUCACCUGCCACAUCCUCUACAGACUGGCAGAUCGACAGCUCUGGAGGGUUCUCGACCUUGGAACACCCGCUUCCGUCCUCAACACGCUCCAAGAGAUGCUCAUGCACCCAGCGCGGCGAUUCCACGUUCGAGAAGUCCGCAUCACCCAGAUCCCCGAACCGGAAGACGUCCUCAGAGUCCCCAGCAUCGUCAUCUCUAGACACCGGUUCAUACCCUACCCGGGCCGCGAAGGAUCCUCGGUCCUAGAAUUCUGCCGCGUCGCGCACGUCACGAAUUACUUGUUUUGGGCGUACGGGACUCCCCUACGCCAGAUUGGUAAGGCUUUUAUGCCAUACGAGCUCAGCUGGGUCUUCCUGGAAGCCUUACUCGCUGCUAUUAUGCUUCUUUCUCCCCGCCUGAGGACCCUAACCGUCGACGUCCCAAUCACACACUAUCACAGGUGGAGUUUUGCUCCGGACAGGAUCUUCGCGGUGGCUAACAAUAUAUUUGACACGGCUGCGGAGGACCCCGAACACUGCCCCCUCUUGCCUCCCAUUAAGGCUCUCAAGCUCCGCCCAGGUGCGCCACUGGGCGGCGCUUGGUGUUCACUCGAUGCCUUCUUCACCCUGAAAAGAGACCCUAGUAUCAAGCGCAUAGACCUCACCCGUACCGAUAUGAUGUGGGACUUCCGACCCCUCAACGUCCCUCAUUAUCUGCCCAACCUUCAGGACAUCCGCUUAGAUCGCGGCGUCCACACUGCGGCGCGAAUGGCUAGGCUUGCUAUCUGUCGGGAUGGCGGGUGCCUCCGCGUCGACAUGACUGCCGCUUGGAAGCACCGCGAGACCCUCGCCUCCUUCCUGAAGAACCGUGCCGAGCGCCUGAAACGCCUGCACUAUUUCAUCUCCGCAGAGGCCCUGCAGCCGGUCCCGACCUGCUACGGCUCACCCGCAUUGCAUUUGAUCGGUCUCUCGGAGCUGCAGUGUCUCGCCCACCUAGAGACGGACACCUCGGCCAUCUACGGGCCCAUUACACAGGUUCUCCGCAUCUCCCUCAGCGUCAAACUCCCUCCCAACCUGAGGUUUCUCAGACUCGUUGAGGAUUGGAGUCUCCAGAGGCGUCUUGAAGGUCCCGAACUCCCCGAGUACAGGAAGACGAUGUACGGUCACUUAGUCGGGCUUGUCAAGGGAUAUAACGCGCUUCUGGGGAUUCAAACCAUUGUAUUUGAGCCUCAUUUGGGAGUUUAUUGGUCGGGUUUGAGCGGGCCUGCGGAGUGGAGGCGUGGAGCGAAUGCGAGUGAUCCGUUUACAUGCUUGAGGGAAGCGGUUGAGGCCGAUGAGUCGAUGUCUGUGCAGGUGAGGGAGGUUAGUAGUGAUAGGAUGAGCAAGAAGAAGGGUAUCCAAGAAGAAGAAGAAGAAGAGGAAGAAGCUCUCGAGAAUGAAAUCAGAAGCUGGAGAGGAUUCGGAACAGGGAGAACACUCGGAAGGGAAUGA